Molecule: messenger RNA, 2579 nt
Organism: Lagopus leucura (white-tailed ptarmigan)
Lineage: Eukaryota; Metazoa; Chordata; Aves; Galliformes; Phasianidae
Gene: MCOLN2
Product: mucolipin TRP cation channel 2
Exons: 14
Coding region: 194-1804 (536 amino acids)
Cellular component (GO): plasma membrane; lysosomal membrane
Molecular function (GO): NAADP-sensitive calcium-release channel activity
Source: RefSeq, a predicted model, not a curated record
GCCCUCCGCUGCUGCCCUGCUGGGGGUUUCCGCAGCUGAUCCGCGGAGGGAGCUGAGGGCAGUGCCGGUGGCUCUCAACUGCGCGCUGGGUGAAGCUGUGCAGAAGUGAAAGUUUGUUGUUUGUCAAGCUGCUAGAGUAGCUGCAGGGGCUUGAAAGUCGGCUUCGGAAAAUCCCACCGUAUUUUUAUGAAAUAUGAUGGCUCAGUCAGAUUUAGAUCUAAAAGAGACGGCUCUAAAAGAGGAUUUGAAGUUUUACUUCAUGAACCCCUGUGACAAAUACAGAGCAAGACACCAGAUACCAUGGAAGCUGGCUUUGCAGAUUUUGAAGAUAGUUAUGGUGACCUCUCAGCUUGUCUUCUUUGGUUUGAGUAACCAGUUGGUGGUUUCAUUCAAAGAGGAGAACACUGUUGCUUUUAAGCACCUAUUCCUGAAAGGCUAUUCUGGUGUCGAUGAGGAUGACUACAGCUGCAGCAUAUAUACCCAACAGGAUGCUUAUGACAGCAUAUUUUAUGUUAUUGAUCAGUACAGACAAUUAAAGAACAUAUCCCUGGGGACACUUGGCUACGAACAUGAUGGAUCGGGCUUAAAAAUUUGUAAACAGCAGUACAGGAAAGGUGGGAUGCUUCCUUCCAAUGACAAGCCAAACAUAGAUGUUUCUACAGAAACAGACUGUAUUAUCUUAAAGCCCCAGGAGCUAGCCAGUAAGAACACUGAAGUGAAAUUGAACUCUUCAUUCUUCAACCUUGAAUUUUACAGGCUUAUACAGGUUAAAAUCUCCUUCAAGCUGAAAGGUGUUGCCCUACAAACAAUCCAUGCCCGUGAAUUGCCUGACUGCUAUGCAUUUCAAAAUACUAUUACUUUCAACAAUAGAGCUCACAGUGGAAAAAUCAAAAUCUAUUUUAAUAGUGAUACUGAUAUUCAAGAAUGCAAAGACUGGCACAUACUCGGUUCUGUUCUCCAGAAAAACAGUUUAUAUAUUCUAGUUUUUGAUGGAUUUGUCAUCUUAAAUUGCUUAGCAUCUCUCAUCCUGUGCUCACGAUCUGUUGUUCUUGCCUUGAGGCUACGACAAAGAUUUGUGAACUUCUUCUUGGAGAAAUACAACCGUUGUGUCAGUUACACUGAUCGCAUGGAGUUCAUAAAUGGCUGGUAUGUCCUGGUAAUUAUCAGUGAUGUGAUGACAAUCACUGGGUCAAUCCUAAAAAUGGAGAUAAAAGCCAAGAAUCUCAGAAGUUAUGAUGUCUGCAGCAUUUUACUUGGAACAUCAACUUUAUUUGUCUGGGUUGGAGUCAUCAGAUACCUGGGAUAUUUUCAAACUUACAAUGUGCUCAUUUUAACUAUGCAAGCAUCAUUACCCAAAGUGCUAAGGUUUUGUUGUUGUGCUGGGAUGAUUUAUCUUGGCUAUACUUUCUGUGGUUGGAUUGUAUUGGGACCAUAUCAUGAGAAGUUUGAAGACCUGAACACAGUAGCUGAGUGUUUGUUUUCUCUGGUCAAUGGUGAUGAUAUGUUUGCAACGUUUGCACAAAUCCAGCAGAAAAGCAUGUUGGUGUGGACGUUCAGUCGGUUAUAUCUGUAUUCCUUCAUUAUUCUGUUUAUAUACAUGAUCCUCAGCCUUUUUAUUGCUCUGAUCACCGACGCCUAUGACACCAUAAAGAAAUACCAACAAAGUGGGUUUCCAGCAACAGAUCUACAUGAAUUUCUAAAAGACUGUGGCAAUGUUUCUUACAGAAAAGAACAAACUUCCAUGCCUUUUAUCUGCUGCUGUAGAAGACGAGAAAGCGAUGACAACUUAAUACUUAUCAAUUGAUGAUUAUGCAUUGAAAUUCACCACUAAUAUGUGCAAAGAAAGCAUAGCUAUAUGGAGAAAUAUAAUUCUCCAAAUUGCAAUGGAACCCAUUAUCUGGACCUGCCUCACUGUGAACAGACUGAUCUUAACUAAUUGAGGUGUUGGGGGAAGAAAAGCCAGUAAUAUAACAUCAGCUGACUGACCAGGAUGAGAGCCCAGAAGCUUUAUUUGGAGGAGAGCUGUCAAGAACUGCAUUCGUGCCCCGAGUUCUGUUGCAUUAAAGAAGACCAAUCCUUGGGAGAUGUCUGUGGGAGCUCUGUUUGCUAAACACUUCUAAGAGAAAAGACAGUGGUGCAGAACCAGUAGUUCUUCAUGAGAAAUAUAUGAAUGACAUUUAAAUGUAAUUCCAUAUAGUAAAAACCAAGCAAACCAAACAAAAAACCUCUCAUGUAAAAAGGGGACUAUCGGCAACUACAACUAUUGGCAAGAAAGGAUUCCCUUCUCUUUAAACGAUGCAUUCAACAUUGAGACCGUAAUUAGCACAAUUCAUUACCUUGAAAUAAACUUAUGUAAAACUAUAGAGCUGCACAGAAGUGCAAAGUGAUUGCUGUUUUGCUGUUCUUCCUUUUGUAAAUGUUUUAAUAUGUCACUUACAGAUCACAAACUUAACAGUUUUUACUGAAAAGAAAUUUGUUGGUUUUGUAUUGUUGUUGUGAGGCUUCUUUAUUGUGCUAUUUUGCCUGCAGUAUUUGAUGUACAGAGUCUAAAUUAAACUUACUGCUUUGAUUAUAGGUAA